CUACGUACACGCAGCCACGAGUAUAACUUCUGCAUCGGCUAAGAUGUUUGAUGUUUCAAAGCCGUGACCAAUGGUCAGUGUUGGUCCAGACUGUGUGUGCGCAUGAACCAACUCGCUUCUCAACAGUUACUUUUUAACUGCAUAAAUAACAGGUCGUUAUCAUACGAAACGUUCACAAUGGCUCAACGCGAUGCAUUCGUCGUACUUUUGGCUUUGUUACUCGUUACCGGAUGCCUUUGCAGACCUAAAGAAGAUGGUAAUCAAGGAAACCCGGCUGACACUUCUGAGACUUCAGAAAUGUCAUCUCUAUUGUCGACAAGUAGAACGAGUAGAUUGCAAAAGCCCUCACAAGUGCUCAACAUUGGAUUCGACGAAAUUGUAGUGGAAUCCAACUUGCAAGUACACAGCCGAGUUGGCAGCAAAAACAAAUCAAAAAUAAUGCUUCCGUCAAAUACUACUGCUCAGGCCAGCAGUUCCAGAUCAUUAGAAAUUUAGACUGUAUAACUUAUUCGACCAUGCGUUCAAAGUAUAAUAAUUAAUUCUAUCGUAAUAGAUAAGUACCGGUUAACAUUGAAACAUUCUGACGUAUUUGUCUAUAAACUAACUACUGACUCAAUUACGUUUUAUUUAUCACUCCAUUCUAGCUAAUGACGCAUCUUAUUAGCAUUCAAUCGCACGUUUAGUGUACAUGUAAACAAAGGUAUAUUAGAAAUAAAUGGAACGGCAAUAGAUUAUAAUUAUGUGUACAAGAUUUUUAUAAUAUUUAUCAUAAAAAUUUUGUAUUUAAAAAAAAAUAAGAAUAGAAUUACAUUUUUAUCGUUAAACGCAUUUUCAAAAACACUCUUUAGUAUAUUUUGACGACAAACUAUCGAAUACAAUUUACUAUAAAACUGUUGAAUCUCCAACGACAAUAAUUUUAAUUAUUUUAAUUUAAAAUAUUUUAACUUAAUAUAAAAUGUCAUAUCUUAAUAUUAAG
This is a messenger RNA of Daktulosphaira vitifoliae (grape phylloxera), 976 nucleotides long. RefSeq lists its product as uncharacterized. The transcript is spliced from 2 exons. The record is from RefSeq and is a predicted model, not a curated record. Bases 103 to 495 code for a protein of 130 amino acids. Lineage: Eukaryota; Metazoa; Arthropoda; Insecta; Hemiptera; Phylloxeridae.